UUCCCCAUUUGUUCCCUCUCUCUUCCUUAUCUUGACUGUCUAGUCUUUUCUUCAAGGUGGUUUUAAUAAAUCUAUACAUGUAUAUAAAGCAAAACAAAGCAAAGGUCUUUUUUAGUUGAUUUGGGUUGUGGGUAUUGUCAUGUUUUCAAGUUAUAGAGUUUUCAACUAAACUCUUGUGUGUUUCUUGGAACAAUCUUGAUUCUUGUAGGUCAAAAAUUCCCAAAAUUUUUCGCAUUUUGCGAAAUGGGUUUGUCUCGGAAUCCUACCACGAGAAGUGGGGAUUACUUGGAAGGAAUGCUGAGUGAUUUUGUUGGUGGAAAAGCCAAGUUGAAAGCACAAAAGAGUACCUCAGCCCGGCUUGUCACCGUGCUAACUUGCCUCCAAUUCGCCUUUGCAAUUUACGCGACAUUCCUAUUGUACUACAUGAGCCCAGCCAUUGAUUUAAGAACAAAACCGGACUUUUCGUGGGCCACUCGAAUCGCUCAGCAUUGGAAACAGUUCAUGAUCACACCACACGUGGUGAGUCGAUACCAAGAAGCCUCAUCGCUCGUCCAAGCUGAAAUUCCACCGCUCACACGGUUCACCCCAGCUGAAGUAUGUGAGAAUGAGAAGAUAGAUUUCCAACAAAAGAAAUCCAAUGAUGAAUUGAUGAUCAAACUCAAGAGAGGGCUUUAUGAGGAGGUACUUCAAUUCCAAAGCAAGGCCUUUGGGACUGAAACGCUUUCUCAACUCAUGGCAAUGAAAUCCAAGUGGGAUUUGAAAGGCCCAAACACCCCAAAAGUCACAGUGAUUCUAAACCAUUUCAAGAGAAAAACACUCUGUUCUCAACUUGAUUCUUUGCUCCACCAAACACUCCCUUUUCACCAUGUUUGGGUACUUUCAUUUGGCAGCCCCAAUGAGCUCUCACUCAAGAGAAUUGUGGAUAGCUACAAUGAUUCUAGAAUAAGUUUUAUUAGUUCGAGCUACGAUUUCAAGUACUAUGGAAGGUUCCAGAUGGCUCUACAGACAGAAGCCGAUUUCGUGUACAUCCUUGAUGAUGAUAUGAUCCCCGGGAGGAAAAUGUUGCAGAUUUUGACACACCUGGCCGGGACUGACAAGUACAAGAACUCUGUUUUGGGCAGCAUUGGGAGGAUUUUGCCUUUUAGGCAAAAGGACUAUACUUUCCCGAGCUAUAGAAAGUUUCGGGCAAAAGAGGCCGGGCUUUAUUUGCCUGACCCCGCCUAUGAUAUCACAGUCGAUAAGAUUGUGCGAGUAGAUUUUCUUUCUAGCUCGUGGUUUUUAUCCGCAGAGCUUGUCAAGACACUUUUCACUGAAACGCCCUUCACAUUCAUGACCGGUGAAGACCUUCAUUUGAGCUACCAGCUUCAGAAGUACAGAAAUGCCGGCUCAUUCGUUCUACCAGUUGACCCCAAGGACAAAGAAACUUGGGGAGACAGCGAGCAUAGGCUCGCAUACGUCUCCGAAACAACCGUCAUCUUCAAAGACAUUGUCCAAGUCCGCGACGACCAAUGGUGGAAAGCCCUCUCCACCGGUUACAUCACACAGUGGGCCGCGAUGAAUCCUCAAAAAAUCGAUGCACUCUUCUAUGCCCACUCGAUCGAAGAAGUGAAAUUUCUCGGUCCUCUGCUUGAAAAAUUCCGGUCCACUUUUGGGAAAAAGGCCUACAUUGUUGUUUCGGGUGGCAAUUUCUGCACUUGUGAAGACGCUGCCACGGCUUUGAACUGGCCAAACGCGGUAUGCAAAGAGAGAAGGUUUAAAAUUUUUGACUUGGGCAUAGGCGCGCUCUCGGGAGUUUCUAAUUCUGAAGUGCCCGUGAUACAAGCAGUGUACUGUAGCAUGAAAGGGUUGAUCAAAAUUCACAACCCGAGCGUGCUGAUUGCAGUGUCUGAUAUCGAUCCUAAUGUGAAAAAAGCAUUGAAGAUGGCUUCGGAGACUACAACAAACAGUUCAACCCUUGUUCUUUUACCAAAAUCUUCCGUGUCAAAGGUUCUCUGGAUGGCCGAUCUACGGUCCACAGCAUUAUCAAAUUGGAACAAAAUGCGGAUUUCAGUGAACAUUGUGACCCAAAACCGGGCUAAUUCGCUAGCCAGACUUCUCAAAUCUCUAAGCAAUGCCUACUAUUUGGGAGAUGAAGUGUCAAUCAGUUUCAACAUGGACAGCAGAGUGGAUGAGCCAACUAUAAAACUAGUGAACUCAUUCGAUUGGCCUAAUGGGCCCAAAACCCUGAGAAGGCGAAUCAUCCAAGGUGGGCUAAUCCGAGCCGUCAGUGAGAGCUGGUACCCAUCAUCUGACGAUGACUUCGGGCUUUUACUCGAAGACGACAUCGAAGUCUCUCCUUACUACUACUUAUGGAUCAAAUAUGCCCUACUGGCCUACCACUACGACCCACAAGUCUCUCUCCCCGAGCUUUCAUCGAUCUCUCUCUACACGCCUCGUUUGGUAGAAGUAGUGAAAGAAAGGCCCAAAUGGAAUGCGACAGAGUUUUUCAAACAGAUCCACCCAAACACGCCUUAUCUCCACCAGUUACCAUGCAGUUGGGGAGCGGUUUUUUUCCCCAAGCAAUGGAAAGAAUUCUAUGUGUACAUGAACAUGAGGUUCACCGAGGAUGCCAAGAAAAACCCGGUUCAAAUCCCCAAAUCUAGAACAAAUGGUUGGCAAGCCUCGUGGAAAAAAUUCCUGAUUGACAUGAUGUAUCUAAGAGGGUAUGUGAGUUUGUACCCGAAUUUCCCGGGACAGGCAAGCUUUUCAACUAAUCAUAUGGAGCCCGGGGCACAUAUUUCUGCGAAAGACAAUGCUGUGAAGCACGACAAGAGAGAUUUUGAGGUGCCAUUGUUGAAGGAAGAUUUUAGAGGAUUGUUGCCCGGUGGGAAGAUGCCACCAGCGUCAAAAUUGCCAUCAUUGAACCUUUUCAAUCAGGCGGUUUCACUCAAGGGGCUUAAGGCGGCCGGGGCAAAAUUGAGGCAGGAUGUGCUACAAUGUAGUGCAGCAGAGACGGUUGCCGUGAAUCAUGAGACUGGUUUGCCUUCCCAUUGUGCAACAUUCUGAUGAUCAUUGAUUCUUUUGUUACUUUCAAAAUUAUUCCUUGAUGUAAUGUAACAAGAAAAAAAAUAUAUAUAUAUACAUAUAUAUAUUUAUUUAUUGAUGUUGUAAUUUGUAAUUUUACUUUUUAACUGGGGGUGCCCUCAUACUGUUCAUAAAAUGAAUAUUGGGUGAGUUGUUUUGAUUCCCCAUCACAAAUGGAUGGAGAAUGAGUAUUCUUGGUGAGGAUUUGGGCCACUUUAUCAAUGAAAAAUGCAGCCAGAAGUGGCACUCUUAAUUAUC
Molecule: messenger RNA, 3321 nt
Organism: Camellia sinensis
Lineage: Eukaryota; Viridiplantae; Streptophyta; Magnoliopsida; Ericales; Theaceae
Source: RefSeq, a predicted model, not a curated record